This is a messenger RNA of Purpureocillium lilacinum, 1854 nucleotides long. NCBI's taxonomy places the organism in Eukaryota, Fungi, Ascomycota, Sordariomycetes, Hypocreales, Ophiocordycipitaceae. The record is from RefSeq and is a predicted model, not a curated record.
AUGUUCGUCCUACCGCCGCCGCCGCGCUAUCCGGCGGGCGGUCCUUACCACCCCGGCGGCCUCACGGGCAUCGUGCCGAUGAUCGAGACGAACAAUACGAUAUCGAAUCCUACAGGCCCCGAAUGGCAGUUCCUCGUCGGAGAGGGAACCUAUGUGCUCAAGGAAGACUUGUAUCUUGCGACGCCUCCUCCACAUCCCUCCGAAGCGCCAAUCGUGAACCCGAAUCCACUGGCAACCAAUCCGCAGCCAGCGACAGCCGGUACGAAGCUCUCCAUUAUCAGCCUCGACCAGCGACCACCACCCUUUGUCUACAAGGGCCCAGCGGAAUCGACUCUGUCGUUGGGAGGCUCAGGGGCGGCCAUACAUGAACAUCCCAACGAGUCUCGCUACUCUACAGAGGGCGGGAUGAGCAGCGAGGAUGGUCGUGGUACCUCGACGAGCGAUGCGCCGACCGCUUCCAUCACCCUGGGAUCGGCUCCGGCUUUCGGCGAAGGCAACGCAUUGCUCACGCCGACUCCGACAAAAGACGUGAACAAGAAGAGAAAGCCGAAAAACAACGUCACCAAGAGUAACUCGUCAUUCAUCUCGCGAGUCAUCGUCAACGAGAGUCUGUCCAGAAGGCUCACGGACCGACCAAGCGACGGCAUUUUCGCAUUUGCCAACAUCAACCGCGCCUUUCAGUGGAUCGACCUGUCGUCUUCGAACAAGCAAGACUACCUGACCAAGAUUCUGUUCACCAAAGCGCACUGCUUGUGCCAUGACGUCAACAAGACCACGCGAAGUGCGUCGCACAUUGAUGUUAUCAUGGGUUUCUCGACAGGCGAAGUCAUUUGGUGGGAACCCAUCUCUCAGCGUUAUACCCGACUGAACAAGAAUGGCGCGAUCAACAAUACUCCCGUGUCCGAGAUCAGGUGGAUUCCAGGCUCGGAGAAUCUAUUUCUCGCGGCUCACAUGGAUGGAUCCCUUGUUGUCUACGACAAAGAGAAAGAGGACGCCCCGUUCAACCCAGAAGAGGAGGGCUCUAGCGUCAAUGGAAGCGAGGCAGGCGAUGCGCCAAACGGCGUGAAUCACGGGCUUAGGAUUCUCAUCCAGAAAUCAGUGCACUCCAAGAACCAGAAAACUAACCCAGUUGCCGCUUGGAAGCUGUCGAACCAGAGGAUUAAUGCUUUUGCUUUCUCUCCCGACCAUCGGCAUCUAGCUGUGGUUUGUGAGGAUGGCACACUCAGGGUUAUUGACUACCUGAGAGAGGAGUUGUUGGACUUGUUCAACUCUUACUACGGCGGUCUGACGUGUGUCUGCUGGACGCCCGACGGCAAGUAUGUCUUGACAGGCGGACAGGACGACCUGAUCUCGGUCUGGUCGGUGGCCGACUCAGGGCUAGUUGCGAGGUGCCAGGGACACCAGUCUUGGGUCUCCGCCCUGGCUUUCGAUCCUUGGCGAUGCGAUGAUCGAAAUUACCGGUUUGGCAGCGUUGGAGAGGACGGCCGUCUUUGCUUGUGGGAUUUUGGCGUCGGCAUGCUGCACCGGCCGAAGAAUGCAACACGGCAGCGAGGGUCCAUCUCAAUGCCUCCUGGAGGCCCGCAGCGCGUCGACUCAACCAGCCCCGUCGGCGGUCGUAUGCGCUCCAACUCUGGCCUGGACGGAGACGAAGACGGGGAUGGUAUUUCCCAUCCCGUUGAGCCGCGGGCUCGGAUCCCCAUGCUGCCGCCUGUUCUUACGACUGUCAUUGACACGCACCCGGCUUGCUGGCUCGAUUUCACCGAGGACGCGAUCAUCACAAGCUGCAAGAACGGCCACGUCAGGACGUGGAACAGACCCGGGAAAGGAGCAGCGGCCCAGGCUGCAACGGCGUGA